AUGUCGUCGCAGACCAUGACUGCGCCAGCCGUGGGCCAUCGACCGCCUGACCCAGGCCCCGAUAGCCCCAUAUACGACUACGGCUGCUCACCGAACGCUACACCCCCUUCCAACCCUCGAAACGACUCCGCAAUCCGCGACAUGCAGAAGAAUUCUGCCCCGUCAACCCCAAACGGCAUGUCCGCCCCAGACGUCGGAAUCAAGACAGAAUGCUCCGACAGCCAGGACCUUUCUGCCGCGCAACACCAACAAGAUACAAAUACACAGAAUGCUGCCAGCGCGCUGCUGGCCCAACUCCUUGGAAAUCAGUCGGCGCCAAACUCUGCUUCGACAGCGAUGGAUCAACCUGGACAGGGCGAGAAUCACGAUAUGGACAUGGAUAUCAAGAUGGACGACUCGAUACACCACUCCUUCGACAUGGGUCUCCACAAUGCUCCGCCAAUUGAUCCAAACUUACAACAAGAUCCCGCGAUAUCUCGAGAAAUUCAGGAUAUGCUGAACGGGAAAGCUCUGGGCGACGAGCUGAUGGGCGGAAAUUCUGCACACGACAUGAGCCACGCGAACUUUAGCACUGAUGCAAUGGAUACGCUCACAGACCCUUUAAAUCUCAAGCAGGAUGCAGAACAACCCUCUCUCCUGCCACCCUUGGAUUUCACCACCGCCCCGAAAAAUGCCUUCGAAGCCCUCCAUCAAAAUGAAAUGCUCACGGCUGCUUUCUUUUCGCAAAAUCCCGACUUGGCUGCGCUUGGAUACCCGGACGGAGCGGCUUCAAUUGCUGGCUCGGAGCCCAAGAUCCAAGCAUUCGCCAAGUUGGAGUUCGAUGACGGUCAUUUCUACGUGAAUACCUACUCAUUCAUCCUAGGGCGAGACGUGCGCGCAGCUCGCGCCGCCCAUCACCGAGAGUUCCAGUACCGGCAGGCCGUGCGAAGCUCUCGAGCGAAGAGCUCGAGCGGAGGAAACACAGCGCAUACACCAAACCGCAUGAAGCGGGAGGAAAGCGCUGCCAUGAUGGGCAGUGUUGUCAGCGAUCGUGGAGGUAUCAUGGGUUUUGAUCCCGACGUUCCUCCGCACCUUCCGGGCAAUAUCAAUCCAAGCCGCCGGUCCUCAAGGUCUUCAUUUGAUGAAGCUGUUGUACCGCUGCACGCAAACCCGGCUCAAUUACAAUCGACCACCGACUACAAUGCGCUGGCAAUGCAAUCAUUACAGGAUGACAACGGAGAAGCAAAGCCCGUCGAUGCGAUGGCUCUUCUCCCAUCUCCGGACUCCUGCCCCACGAUUCCGAUUCAUCCCCCGACAACCGUCGACGGCAGUGCUGCUGGUCAUCGAGGGAUCUCUCGCAGACAUGUGCGCAUCUCAUACAACUUUGACCGGAACUUGUUUGAAAUGGAAGUCAUGGGACGCAACGGAGCUUUCAUCGGAGCUGAUUGGCUUUCGCCAGGGCAGGUUCGUCCUCUGCACAGCGGUGAUUACAUUCAGAUUGGCGGUGUACGCAUCCGCUUCUUGCUGCCAGACGUUCCUAUUGGCGAGACCGGAGCUGAUAGGAUAGAAGAGAAGGUUGAAGAGGAGGCACAAAAAGAAGAAGUUGAUGACGAUGAUGAUGAUGAGAAAGAUGCCCGUGGCUCAAUUGAAGUGGACGAAGAUAUUGAAGAAUCUGAGAGGCUUGGGAGCGACAGCGGCGAGAGUCGGGAGCCCUCUAGCAAGGCGUCCAGGCUUAUACUCAAAACCAAGGACCCCAAAUCUUCUCAAGCUUUGGAUUCCAUUGAAGAUAACGAUUCCCAGCCUGCACGCCGGCGGGGCCCUGGACGCCCGCCCAAAGAUGGGAUCAUGUCAAAGCGCGAGCGAGCUGAGCUUGCUCGUGAACAGAAAAUCGCGGCUAAGCGCGAGGCCAAUGGAGGUGUUACGCCGCCUCCACUCAAGAUACCGAAGGCCGGGAAAACAGUUGCGAAGGAGUCGGUUGUUCCUGAGUCACCGACGAACAAACCAGCAGAGAAACGGAAAUACACCAAGCGAAAGAAGCUCGAUGGCACGCCAAUGGACUCUCCUAUUCCCUCAACGGAAGGUGGUCAGGUAUCUACAGAGCCACGGCAGGAAGAAUACGUCAAGCCACCACCACUCAAAAAGCGCAAGCCAUCACGGUCACCAUCUCCCAACUAUCCUCCGGAAUCUGCUUACACGCCGGAGGAUCUGGCCAAGCCUCCAUACAACUACGCUGUUCUUAUCUUUGAUGCGCUGACCGAAGCUGGCACGCCAAUGACCUUGAAGCAGAUAUACCGCGCGCUGAAGCUCAAAUAUCCCUACUUUCGCUUCAAGUGUGAGACGGAGGGUUGGACGUCUAGUGUCCGACACAACCUUAACGGCAACGGACAUUUGUUCAUGCACGCAGAACGAGACGGCAAGGGAUGGUCAUGGCAACUUAUCCCAGGCGCAUCAGUCGAGAAGGAGAAGAAGCGACGACCGUCGCCACCUCCUCAAGCCUCUCAUCCUCCCACGCCGGCUCCUCAGCAAUACAUGCCACAAUUGUCUCACUCAUACGCGCCUCCACAAGUUCCGCCACCGAUGCCAAAUCCAUCACAGCACUUCCAAUUCCCAUCUAUCCCGCCUGCACCAUUCCCGGCAUCUCAGCAAAGCCAACCACCACCGGAGCAAUCACCAUUCAUUGAGCGCGCCAACAAGGCCAUUGAUGACUUCGAAGCUGUGCUGAUGGAAGACUACGAGGACAAGAACUACAUACGGGAGGUUCUCCGGAGUGCUCGCGCCCGUGUGUUAGGCGAUGCUCUAGAAAGCUCAUUCCCAGGUGGCGAGCCAAAGGACGAGGCCGUCAUCAUGGAUGUGCUUCGGAAUCUGGUUGGAAGUCUCAAAGAGGAAUGA
Penicillium brevicompactum is the source of this 2868-nucleotide messenger RNA. RefSeq names its product forkhead domain protein. The record is from RefSeq and is a predicted model, not a curated record. Gene Ontology annotation, cellular component: nucleus. Gene Ontology annotation, molecular function: protein binding; DNA-binding transcription factor activity; sequence-specific DNA binding. Bases 1 to 2868 code for a protein of 955 amino acids. NCBI's taxonomy places the organism in Eukaryota, Fungi, Ascomycota, Eurotiomycetes, Eurotiales, Aspergillaceae. Gene Ontology annotation, biological process: regulation of ribosomal protein gene transcription by RNA polymerase II. The transcript has 2 exons.